Prunus avium (sweet cherry) is the source of this 1516-nucleotide messenger RNA. NCBI's taxonomy places the organism in Eukaryota, Viridiplantae, Streptophyta, Magnoliopsida, Rosales, Rosaceae. The record is from RefSeq and is a predicted model, not a curated record.
GGCUCUAAUGGAGUCAACGACCCCCAAACUCCUCUUGAAGCUUAUUCUCCUCCUCUCCGUUUCUGGGUUCUUAUUGUUUCAACUGCUCCCUCUAGCCUUCCUUCUUCACAUCCCACCCUUAUCAUCACCAGCCUCCAUUAUUAAUUCUAAUCCAAGCUCUCUAUUUCCCAAAGAAGCUUAUCCCACCAAGUCAGGCUACCUCCCAGUCAAUUCCACCACAGCUUCUUCUAUUUUCUACACUUUUUAUGAAGCUCAGAGCCUCCUCUUACCCGAUCUCUCACAAACCCCACUCAUCAUUUGGCUCCAAGGUGGCCCUGGCUGCUCCUCCUUGUUUGGUAACUUCAUGGAGAUGGGUCCUUGGCACGUCAACCUUCACAAUCAUCAUAAUCAUCGUCAGCUACCAUCUUUUGUGCUCGAACCCAACCCCGGUGCUUGGAACAGAGUUUUUGGCCUUCUUUUCCUUGACAAUCCAAUAGGAAGCGGAUUUAGCAUCGCCUCAGAAGCUGAAGAAAUCCCAAGAGACCAACUUGCAAUUGCCAAACACCUCUACAUUGCCAUCACCAAGUUUAUUGAACUUGACCCAAUAUUGUUCAAAUCUCGUCCUGUUUAUAUUGCAGGCGAGAGCUAUGCUGGCAAGUUUGUGCCAGCAAUUGGGUACUAUAUAUUGAAGAAGAAUGAUGAGUUAAUGAUGCCUGAUCAUGAUCAUGAUCAGUCUCAGAUUUUAAUUCAUUUAGGUGGUGUUGCUAUUGGAAACGGGUUGAUAGACCCAGUGACUCAAGUGGCCACUCAUGCUGACAAUGCUUACUUCUCAGGCUUGAUCAAUGAGAGGCAGAGGAUUGAAUUGGAGUGGCAUCAGCAGGAGGCAAUCAGGCUGGCCAAAAUGAGGCAUUGGAGACAGGCAACAACUGCAAGACAUCAGGUGGUGGAUAUGUUGCGUUACAUGACAGGGCUGCCCACUCUGUACGACUAUUCAAAGAAAGCUCCUUAUCACAAAACCCAAUGGGUUACUGACUUUUUGCACAAUCAAAGGGUCAAGAAAGUUUUGGGGGUGAAGGAAUCAGCUGUGUUUAGAAACUGUAGCCAUGUGGUGAAGGUUGCAUUGUAUGAAGACAAUAUGAAGAGUGUGAAAUACAUGGUGGAAUUGUUGGUGAAGAGGAGCAAGGUUUUGUUGUACCAGGGGCAGUUUGACUUGUGGGAUGGUGUAUAUUCGACUGAGGCUUGGGUGAAGACCUUGCAAUGGGAGGAGAUUGGAAAUUUUCUAUCGGCGGAUCGAAAGGUUUGGAAAGUGAAUGGGGAUGAGCUUUCUGGGUAUGUGCAGAAAUGGGAGAGUUUGAGCCAUGUUGUGAUUUCAAGGGCAGGGCAUCUUGUGCCUGCUGAUCAGCCAUUGAAUUCUCAGGCAAUGAUAGAAGGCUGGAUUUUGGAAACAGGGUUGUUUAGCAAUGUGCAAUCUUGGUUUCCCUGAUGGAUGAUAUAUUAUUGUAAAAAUUCAGAGGUUAUUAUAGUACGCUUGCUCAAA